UUACAUAUUACAAAUAAAUGGCCAUUGCUGUUACCGCACCGCAUCGGUAACCAGUACAAUUUUUUUCAAAUCGAAAGUGAAAAGGAAGGAGAUACCACCAUUGACUACCCUGAGUCCAGUUUCAAUAAUUCUUUGUAAUUCGUUUUUUUUUAAUUACUUCUUCGCGUAAACUUAUCAGUUUAUAUUUCGGCCGAUACCAGACUCGAGUGAUUCUAUCUUUUUUUUUCUCAUGAAUUAAUUUUCCAUCCGCAAUGAUCGUUCGAUUUGUGGUAUGGUUCUUACUGGUAGGCAGUUCGCUGGCAGCGAACUCUGAGAAGACCUCCUCAUCACUCGAUGGUUCGACGAAAAAAACACAACAUAAGCAAACAGCUCAAAAACGCAGCGACGACGGCAGUCAAACCGUUCCGCAGAAACGUGGCCUUUAUGGUUUAGAAGCUGUGGAAAUAGCGCACGCUCCACCUCUACCCUCCUUCGCGACGUAUUCGUCGACUCCGGUACCUCUGGAGUACUCUUCUGUGGGACCAUACGUGAAGUCGACUUCCGCAUACCCCGAAGUGUUCAUAAAACCGUCUUCGGCACAUUUGCAUCCUCAUCCUCAUCCCUAUCCGGUGCCAAGUCCGGCACCCUACGAAGACGCUCACGUAAUAUCAUCGACUCCGGGCACUCUGGUGCCACCACCACCUCCUCCACACGGUAUCCAGCUCAAUCCGCACGUCAAAGAAAUCACAGUCACCAAAGAGGUGCCGGUACCAUACUACGUGCACGUCGAGAAAAAAGUCCCUUAUCCGGUCUACAUCCAGGUUCCACAUCCGUAUCCGGUGACCGUAGAAAAACACGUACCUUACGAAGUACGAGUCCCAGUCGAUCGUCCGGUUCCGUACGCCGUACCUAAACCGUAUCCGGUUCACGUACCCGUUGAGAAACCAGUCCCAGUACCGGUUGAAAAACACAUCCCUUAUCCGGUCAAAGUACCGGUCGAUCGACCUUAUCCGGUUCACGUACCUGUUGAAAAACCAGUCCCGUAUCCGGUCCAAGUACUAGUCGAUAGACCCGUCCAUGUACCUAAACCGUAUCCAGUUCACGUACCCGUCGAGAAACACGUACCGUAUCCGGUCAAAGUGCCCGUACCAGUAGCUGUGGUUCCCAGUUACGAGAAAAAUUACCAUUAUCACGAUGAACCGAGCUACGUGAAAGCUUCCCCUUCGCCUUCCCCCUACCCAUAUCAUUAUCCUGCUCACCCCAACAGAUACUCGUCGCCUUAUUGGUCACCUCUGUUUAAACGUAAUGCUCAUUGAAUUCCGCUAGUUCCUCAUUAAAUAAUUGCCAAGUAUGGAAUUUUUUUUGUUAUAUCGUUUGUUUUUACCCAUCAUGCACAUUUCCUUCGAUCAUGUAAUUUAUUGUAUUCCUUCAUUUUCAAUUUGAUUUAAUUUAUUUUUUUUUUAAAGUCAAACUUAGUACUAGACAAAACGAACCUUCGCUUGAGUAGAUUGCAAUUAGUCAUUUUCAAUUCCUGUUCGUAUGUAUGUGAACUGUGAAGAUAGCUGACGAGGUUAUCUGACGAACAAAAGCAAUUCUUGGUACUUUUGAUGGAAGAUAGAAAUUAACAAAAAAUAAUUGUCACUUUAGUAACUUAUGGUUUCAAUUUUUUUUUCUCAAUCGAUAAGUACAGAAUGUAAUGACAAAGUGGAAUUAAUUUUACAUAUUUUGAGAAAAUUUCCACGAAUUUUUCACGCAUCAAAAAUACUUGUAUCAUGAAAAGAAAUUACUUUUUCACUCUAGUACAUGCUCUAUAGUUACCAUGUUGAUUACCUAUAUCCAAAGUGGCUGUAAUUCGACCUAAUUUUAUUUAUUUUAUUUAUUCGAUUGCCCUAGGCAACUUUUUUUUUUGUGGUGUUUGGGUCGAAAAUGGGCUUAAUCGAUAGUUUGGACCCUAAAACAAAAAUCAGCCUCAAAACCAACUCAAAUUGGAAACCCCCACUCUGGUUUUUGUUUUAGGGUCUCAAGUAUCGAUUAAGCUCAUUUUCAACCCGAACACAAAUAUGCAGUUGCCUGGUGUUAUUUAUUUUUGUUCGCAAUUCAGUUACCUUGGAUUUAUUUAAUUAAAUUAUCAACUUUUGUACAAAAAACGUAAUAAAUAAAUAAUUUAUACGUCGUG
This is a messenger RNA of Planococcus citri (citrus mealybug), 2155 nucleotides long. RefSeq lists its product as uncharacterized. The transcript is spliced from 2 exons. NCBI's taxonomy places the organism in Eukaryota, Metazoa, Arthropoda, Insecta, Hemiptera, Pseudococcidae. The record is from RefSeq and is a predicted model, not a curated record. Bases 252 to 1295 code for a protein of 347 amino acids.